AGGCACUUUCUCUCCGCAUAGUAUACAACACAGACUCCAUCCUUCUCUCGCAAGAGUGGCAGAGUUCGACGUUCUCCUCCGAGCACAGAAAUGGCCGACCAACGAAUUGGCCGAAUCUCCGCCUAUUUCAGUGCCGCAAAACCUCUUCUCCCUCAAAAAAGACCCCCAGACCCAAUCAAGGUUACUGGCGAUGUUGACGCUGCGGUUAGGGUUCCCGGUGCGAAGAGGGUUCCUCUUGCGGAGAUUCCGUUGAACAGGUCACAUGCAGUGGUGAAUGACGACAAUGUUGCGUCUUCUGAUGCAACUCACUGCAGUUCAAUUGCGUCGCCAGUGGCUGCUCCUGCAGUUGCAGUUGGUGCGGCGAAGGAGAAUCUGUGUCAACAGUGUUUCGAGACUCCGAGGAAAGAGCCUCAAGUCUCUGAACCGGUGGAUUAUUUUUCCGCGACUGGACUUUUUGAUGAUGAUUUUGAUGAGUCCAUUUUAGAUCAAAUUGACACUUUGUGUGAGCUGAAAUCUGCAGAGAAAAGCGCGAAGCAGCAGGAGUUAGGUCUUAGCUGUGAUAAUGAAGUUUUUAGUGAGAGCAAUAUUGUUGGUGAGGUUAGUCUCACAGGUUCAGGUUCUAGUACUGGUUCUGAGGUUAUAGGAAGUGGUGAACUGUUUAGCUCUAGGGUUGGUUUAGAUCGUAAAGAAGAAGAACAGACGGAUAGUGCUACGCAAAGUUUAAAAAAUGGCAGCAUGCCUGAUGAAUAUUUGAAAUACUUGCAAUCCCUAAAUGAUAGGCAACGAGAAGCUGCUUGCACUGAUAUAUCGGUUCCUUUAAUGAUUGUGGCUGGUCCUGGAAGUGGAAAGACAUCCACAAUGGUUGGGCGCGUUUUGAUGCUGCUUAAUGAGGGCAUCAGUCCGUCAAACAUUCUUGCAAUGACAUUUACAACAGCAGCAGCUUCUGAAAUGAGAGAACGUAUUGGAGGCAUAGCUGGGAAGCCAACAGCAAAAGAACUUACAAUCAGUACUUUUCACUCAUUUUCCUUGCAACUUUGUCGUUCAUAUGCAGAUAAGUUGGGGCGUACAUCUGAGUUCUUAAUAUAUGGACAAGGGCAACAACGAAAAGCAGUUAUUGAGGCUGUUCGAUUAUUAGAAAAUGGAAAAAGUAAACAUAAAGAUGGUGCAUUGUUGAUUAGUGAAAACUCCGAUAUGCUAACAGGCCCUAAUCAAUUCAAGGAUAAGGCAAAGAAAUGGCUAAACUUUGUGACUCAGGCCAAAGCCUCAGGAAAAACUUCUGCGGAAUAUCGGGAAAUGGGCAAUGAAAUAGGAGCGGAAAUUCUAGAGAAUUACAAUUAUAUAUUAAAAUCUUGUAAUGCUCUGGAUUAUCAUGACUUAAUCAGCUGUUCUGUGAAGCUGCUUACUGAUUUUCCGGAAGUUUUCAGAGAAUGUCAGGAUUCAUGGAAAGCUGUUGUUAUAGAUGAGUUCCAGGAUACUAGUGCCAUGCAAUACAGGCUUCUAAGCAUGCUUGCAUCACAUCAUAAAAUAACAAUUGUUGGUGAUGAUGACCAGUCCAUUUUCAGUUUCAAUGGAGCUGACAUUUCUGGAUUUAUUUCAUUCCGUAAUGAUUUUCCAAACUUCAAAGAGAUUAGGCUUAACAAAAACUAUCGGUCCACUCGUUACAUUAUUGAGGCUGCAUCUUCUCUUAUUCAAAAUAAUGCUAAGCGAUGUCCGCGGAAAGAUGUUCUUACUGAUAAUUCUUCUGGAUCCAAGAUAGUUAUGAAGGAGUGUCACCAUGAGGAUGCACAAUGUGCUUUUGUUGUUGAUAAGAUCUUAGAAAUUUCUUCUAAUCAUUCAGUAGCUAAGUGUUCUUAUGGAAAUAUUGCAAUUCUCUACCGUAGGCAGAUAUCGGGGAAAGCCUUCCAAAUGGCUUUUCGUGAUAGGAAAAUACCGUUUAACAUUCACGGUGUGGCUUUUUACAGAAAAAAGGUAGUCAGAACUAUCAUUUCCAUGCUUCGAACAGUGCUGCCUGAUUGUGAUGAUAGCUCAUAUAAUAGAGUUUUCAAGGCUUUACUUCCAUUGGAGAAAGAUAGAAAAAAGAGGGUGAUUGACCAUAUCAACAAGAUUUCAACUAUUAGAAAAUGCAGUUUCUUAUCAGCUGCUUGCGACAUAUUUAAUGCAAAGAUUUCUGGUACCUUUAAAAGGAGUGAGCUUACCCAUGGAAAGAAGGUAUUAAUGACAAUAGACAUCAUAUCAAAGCUUGUUCACAGGGAAAAAUCAAUCUCAGCUAUCAUAAAUUGUGUGACAAACAUGAUACCUGAGAAGUACCUUCUUGAGCAACGGGCAUCCGUUGAUGUUGAUGGAGGGAGAUUGCUGAACGAAGACUAUGACGUCAGAUCUGUUCUUCAAUACAUGUUAGAUGAUGUCUCUGAGUUUUUGUCUACUAAAUUCAUUGAGAUAAAGGGGGGAAAGGAUAUAUCAGAAGAUAAUGGAUGCAUUUUUGUGCUAAAAGCAUUCAUUGAUUAUUUAUUUGAGCGUGAGAGAGAAAACUUUUGUGCUAGGAGGAAGGACAAUGAAAAUUCUGUGACAUUGACUACCAUUCAUCAGGCAAAAGGUUUAGAGUGGGAUGUUGUCUUCAUAGUUAAGGCAAAUGAAUCUGAGAUCCCUCUAUUACAUGAUUUCAAAGGUACUGUAAAGGAAAGUGGGGCCUUGGUUGAGGAAGAAAGACGUUUAUUAUAUGUUGCAAUGACUCGUGCAAGGAAGCAGCUUUUUAUCCUCUAUAUUACAAUGGACUCAAAUUGGCAGGUGCUACAACCUUCACGAUUUCUGAGGGAAAUCCCUCAUCAUCUUCUAGAGGUUCAGGGUGAAAUGACUUCACAUGAACCUCAAAUAAAGCACGGAGCUCAUCAAAAGGAAACCACCUUUUGUAGCACAGAUUUUUUGCUGAAAGAGCAGACGUUAGAAGCAGAUCGGGUCCCUAUGCCUAAUGACUUAGACAAUAAUCAUUCUCACAAGGCUUCUGAUGAGCUUGCAGAAUUUGCAGAGGCAACCAAUGGCAGUAAUUUCUUAAGAAGAUUUAAUGUCGAGGACAGAUCUGUUGUUUCCCAUUUAUUCCAUCAAUGGGCCAAAAAGAAAGCAUUUCAAGAUCCAAAGAGAUUGCUAGAUAAGGUUGGUUUUGUAAUUGAUGAACGCCUUAGACAGCAGAAAAACAAAAACAAGGAUUUGUUGAAUACACUAAAAUCUUGCAUAAGAUGUGAUGAAGCAUUUCAGUAUGCUCAAUCUAUUUUGAGAUGGGAGCAAAUUCCUGCUGAUAAACGUGCUCAUCUUAUGAGGGAAAAACAGGAACAUUUCUUGAAAUUAAGGAUUGAGAAAGCAAUGGGUUCGUCAACACCAACUGACAAACAGAUCUCAUAUUUGAAAAAAUUGGGUUGCACCGCGACCCCUACAUCACGCCUCCAUGCAUCUCAUCUCAUUGAGCAGUAUAAAUCACUGUAACAAUUAGUGUUGGGAUAUUCUCUUUUCCUGCCAAGCUUGUUCAAUGUUAAGAACAUAGUGAAGGCCAAGCUUGUUCCAUAUUAGAUUAAUACAUGUGAAUUACAUAGGGCAUUUUGGUAGUCAUAAUAUUAUCGAUGACAAUUUGCAAAAGACCUAUUGGUUACCCGCAAAAAUUACCUAUGAUAUGUAAGGUAAUUAUCAGCUAAAUGAACAUGGGGUUGAGUUUGGAAAUUAUCCUCAGCGUGCUCUUGUAAAGAUAUCUGCUUAAUGUGCCAAAUGGAGAAGCUUUGCUAUAACUUAAAA
This is a messenger RNA of Lotus japonicus, 3777 nucleotides long. RefSeq names its product ATP-dependent DNA helicase SRS2-like protein At4g25120. The coding region runs from base 91 to 3474 and encodes 1127 amino acids. The transcript has 29 exons. Lineage: Eukaryota; Viridiplantae; Streptophyta; Magnoliopsida; Fabales; Fabaceae. Gene Ontology annotation, biological process: recombinational repair. The record is from RefSeq and is a predicted model, not a curated record. Gene Ontology annotation, molecular function: ATP binding; 3'-5' DNA helicase activity; DNA binding. Gene Ontology annotation, cellular component: nucleus.